UUAUUUGCUCUUUCAACACUUGUCCAAGUCGAAGGCAAGUUACCAGCAUACGACUCAGCCCGGGUUAGUCAGUGUUAGUGAUGGCCCAAACGAGCUGGCUUAGUUCGGCAAUUCACGGCGAACGGACUAGCCGAUCAGAUUUAUAUGAGAACUCUUCAAGUUCUUCUGUUGCGCCCAGACCAAUACCUCCUCCCUCUGAUAUCUCCCGCUGGGAUCUUGCUGAAAUACUGAACCCAACUUCAGCGUUCAGAGAGCGAAAACUUUCCAUGGACUUUACUUCUGGGUCUGCUGGCCCUCAGCAUAGUGUUUAUGGCCAGUCAGAAAUUGACCAUCCAUUCAGUGCUCUUCAUACUUCUGAUCCAGACCACUCAGGCUACGAUCUUUUUUCCCAUUCUGCACCGAACUCGUUCGGAGCCCGGUACCGCAACGCGUCUUCGUCUUCUCUAGGUGGAAACUAUGCUGGACUAAACGGCGACAGCCUCUACUCCCAGCAGUCUUUCAAUGAUUCUGUCCCUUCAUUCGGCAGCUCUAAUGGCAAUCCCUACGAUAUGAUACACAGUCUUCCCUCUUCAUAUGGCAGUGGCAAAGUAUCACCUCUUACACCGAGUGACCCUGUCGGUCCUUUACAUCCUCCCUUCCCAGUUGGCGGCAAAGAUUUUACGUCCUCAAACUUUCCAGACUUUACACCGGAUCGUCGUCUCUCUAGCGUAAGCUCAGGUACAUAUGGUUCUGAUUUAUCAGACGAUUUCGCCAUGAACAACGGCAACCUUCCCUUCCCUUCUUCCGCUCUGCAACACUUCAGUGAACGUCUUGGGCGGUUCCAGUCUGGUGCAAAUUCGGGGAUCUCUCCAAUUUCACCGACGGCCCAUAGUCCGGAUAUUCUACGCGGAGUAGCGCCGCAUGCAACUCAUGGUUACCGCCCGGACAACGGUAUGAAUGGAUUUGACGAAAUGCAAUAUAUGGGCAACCCCCACGGGGACUAUCGCAUGUCUGGCGUAGAUGAGCAGCUAGCUCGUGUCGGACUUCGUGGACCAUCUAUUAUGGGGACAUCCAGUGACCUCUCGACUUUCAUUCGGCCUUAUCUCGAACAAUAUGUGCGGACUCCCAAUCGGCUGGCCUUCGGAGAAAGAACAGUUAUCGUUAUGUCAAGUAAAGUUGCUCAAAAGUCGUACGGCACCGAGAAACGGUUUCUAUGUCCUCCCCCAACUGCCAUCAUGAUUGGUAACUCAUGGUGGAGUGAUGUUCAUCGUAGAGGGGAAGACCCUAAGCUCUGUCCUCCUCGGGUGGUUAUCUCUAUCUCCGGCGAACCUGCGCCCCAAGAAGGUUCAAUUGAAUGGACAGGGUCAUCAGGCAAGUCCUUUGAUGUUAGUGACCCUCCUUCGGGUACAACAUAUAUCGGACGAUGUGUUGGAAAACAGCUGUUCAUUUCGGACGUCGACGAGAAGAAGAAAAAGGUGGAGGCUCUUGUCAAAAUCACCGCUCCUUCGUCGGACGAUGAACCAGAACGUGUUAUUGGGAUCUUUCCCAGUCGGCCCAUCAAGGUGAUUAGUAAACCAAGCAAAAAGCGUCAGAGCGCGAAAAAUCUCGAGCUUUGCAUCAAUCAUGGAUCAACAAUAUCGUUGUUUCAUCGUUUAAGAUCACAAACUGUGUCUACGAAAUAUCUAUGUGUUUCCGGCUCUGGAUCUUCAUUCAAAGGUUCGGAUGGUGCACCUUUAAUGGGUCUUGAUCAACGCUCUCGUACAAAUACUCCCUCUUUUAUUGCCCGUACUGCCAGCUGGGACCCUUUCGUGAUGUAUAUCGUCGAUGUCAACAAACCUACAGGUGGUAUUGAUGUUCCUCCUCCUCCAGCGUUGCAGCCUGAUUAUCCAUCCCCACCCCCAAAUGCCAUCCCAUUCACUAAUAACGGCUCACAAAUUCCAAUCUACUAUAAUCAGACUGUUGUCCUUCAAUGUUUGACUUCUGGCGUUGUUAGCCCCGUUCUUAUCAUUCGUAAAGUCGACCACCAAACUACUGUUGUCGGUGGCGGUCUCCAAGAAGGGGCAAAAGGUGUUGCCGACCAUUUCUGCGCUCCUGGUGAGGUAUGCGGUGACCCAGUUUCGCAACUUCAUAAAAUCGCCUUUGAAGUUUAUGAUGGCGCGAAAGGCAUGCCUGAACCGGGAACUCCAGGAAUUACUGGUGCCUUCUUAUCUUGCAUGGGCGAAAAGGUGAACACGUACCGCCCAAUUGAUGGUCGUCAGUGGAACAGCGGAGGAAGUAAUAGCGGUAAUUCCCCUGUCGCCUCCCCGGUUUCUUCCACUCCUGUGUCCUCCAAUGGCAGCGAAUAUUUUGGCCACAACUUGGACAGCGCACCAGAAUCUCCCUCAUCGCCCGACUUCCUUUCAAAUGACGGAGGUCGCGUGAAGAAGAAGCGGGGUACUUCGAGUGCAGGCGGGCCGUCUAAGAACCCAACAAAGGGCCGCAGACGUCCGAGCUCAGCGGGAUCUGUAACAUCUGGUAGACGAGGCUCGACCAGUGAUUCUGGAGCUGCUUCAGGAGCAUUAUGGCAAGUCGAUAUUGGUGAGACAAGCGUUUGGACCAUAGUUGGAACGGAUCAAAUCCGUUACAACUUCUAUGUCCCUCCUGUGUUGUUUGAUGCCCAACACGCUCCUCAAACUGGAUCGUUCCCGAUACCUUCCAAACCUGUGACGCCGUUCCCAGGUGUGGUGAAGUACCUUCCUCCUGACCGAGCUGCUGAAGCACCUAAGGCCAACUGUUCUUCCUCGCGGUCCAUGCUAUCAAAGCCCAAUCCCCAUGCAUCUAAAAUGCUGACUGUAUACGGAGAAAAUUUUUCCAAAUCAGAUCCGGUCAGCGUGUUCUUUGGUCAUGAGCCAUCACCGUACGUAGAAGUGCGAUGUACCGAAGUCCUUGGGUGUCUUCCCCCAGAGCAGCAGAUAGCCAAACGACGUCCUAUCAUUCUUAUACGUCCUGACGGUGUUGUUUUUCCAUCUAAUACCAUGUAUCCUUAGCUUAGCUUUAUAUUUUCGUUGUGUCAUUAUCAGGUUCACGCUCGUAGUGCUUUUACUAUUCCUACAAAGUUCUGUUUGUUCAUCGCUCUCGGAUUUUUCAUGCUUUUAUCGGAUUGUAUUAUGUAUCGUGCGGACAUGGAAAUACUAUGCAUGUAGUAAAGUACAUAGAUGGAACAGUAUGAAAUCAAUGUCAUUUACG
Lentinula edodes (shiitake mushroom) is the source of this 3204-nucleotide messenger RNA. RefSeq lists its product as uncharacterized. Gene Ontology annotation, cellular component: nucleus. Gene Ontology annotation, molecular function: RNA polymerase II cis-regulatory region sequence-specific DNA binding; DNA-binding transcription activator activity, RNA polymerase II-specific. NCBI's taxonomy places the organism in Eukaryota, Fungi, Basidiomycota, Agaricomycetes, Agaricales, Omphalotaceae. The transcript has 8 exons. The record is from RefSeq and is a predicted model, not a curated record. Gene Ontology annotation, biological process: regulation of transcription by RNA polymerase II. The coding region runs from base 81 to 3005 and encodes 974 amino acids.